Molecule: messenger RNA, 1445 nt
Organism: Tachyglossus aculeatus (Australian echidna)
Lineage: Eukaryota; Metazoa; Chordata; Mammalia; Monotremata; Tachyglossidae
Product: collagen alpha-1(III) chain-like
Exons: 12
Coding region: 1-1251 (416 amino acids)
Source: RefSeq, a predicted model, not a curated record
AUGACUGACGCGCAGUCCGGCGGCGGGGCGGCGCCUGGGCAAGAUGGCGGCGCCCGGGGAGGGCCCGGCGGGGACCCCCUCGGCAGAGCUGCGGGCCCUCACACGGCUCACCGACAGGCUCACCCGGCAGCGGCACCGCGACACGACGUCGGAGAGCGUGUUCCAGAAGAUCCGGCAGGUGCUGGCGGCGGCCCGUCGGGAGGCCGAAGUGGCCGGCGCCGACUGGACCCGAGGGGACCACCUGGAGUUGCAGCUGGCCACAGAGAGCUUCCGUUGCCUCCGCAACGCCUGCGUACGCUGCCCCGCCAACCAGGGGGUCAUCAGGAACCUGAACCUGAUCGGCGUGGCCAUGGAUUUCAUCUCCCUGCUUCUCCGGUCCAAAGCCGAAGGAGAACUGCCGUUGUCAGCCGUUCGCUGUGGCCUCCAGUUUCUAGGCAACGUUGCCACCGGAAACCGCGACGCCCAGGCCGAUAUCUGGAAGCAAGGAUUCCCGGAAAUGUUUGUGCGCUGCCUAAACCACCGGGACGCGAAGGUCGUCACCUACUCGUCCAUGGUCCUGUUUACCUGCCUGGACCCUGCCAGGAUGCAGGAUCUGCUCCAGGAGAAGCACCUGGAAGUCGCCGUGCUGGUGAUAGAAGCCUGCCAGAAGCACCCGGAGUCCGGAUGGCCGGCGCUGAUCAUCACGGAGCGACUGGUGAGGAAGCCAGAGUCCGUCCAAGCGGUGUACGCCAAACUGAGCGAUCAGGCGAGGGUGACCUUACUGGACGUUCUGAUGGAGAAGCUGGCUGGGGGAGACGCCCCAAGCGAUGCGGACGCCACGGCCACACUCCGGAGCCUCGCGGGCCCACUGGCCGACAGCUUCCGCCAGACCUGCCAGUCCGUGCUGACGUUGGCCUCGGCCCCUCACGCCGACCACCGGGAGGCCGUGGUGGCCGUCGACCUCCUAGAGGCUCUGUGCGCGAUGUCCUCCAACAGCCACCUCCUCGGCUCGGUGCAGGCCUGCCCGGGGCUGCUGGAAGCCGCCGUGGCUGUUUUGCGCCUGGCUCACCUGGCCGGGAAGCAGACGAAGAGCAUCUUCACGCCCUCUCCCCUCCUGACCGGAGACGCGGCUUCCCCCAGCCCGGCCGCCGGCUUCAAGUCACGCCUCCUCCGCCUGAUCGGGAACCUGUGCUAUGGGAACAGAGACAACCAAGACCAGGUGCACCGGUUGGAUGGGAUCCCGUUAAUCCUGGACCACUGCCACGUGGAUGACCACAACCCCUUCCUGACCCAGUGGGCCAUCUUUGCCAUCCGCAAUCUGACGGAGCAGAACAGCCGAAACCAGGAGUUCAUAGCCAGAAUGGAGCGGCAAGGCUUGGCCGAUCCGGCCCUGCUCAGGAGCGUGGGGCUGAGCGUGGAGGAACGGGACGGCCGACUGACCCUGCGGAGCGCUACGCGAGACGGAG